Messenger RNA from Peromyscus maniculatus bairdii (prairie deer mouse), 3595 nucleotides. RefSeq names its product empty spiracles homeobox 1 (gene Emx1). Gene Ontology annotation, cellular component: nucleus. NCBI's taxonomy places the organism in Eukaryota, Metazoa, Chordata, Mammalia, Rodentia, Cricetidae. The record is from RefSeq and is a predicted model, not a curated record. Gene Ontology annotation, biological process: central nervous system development; neuron differentiation; regulation of transcription by RNA polymerase II. Gene Ontology annotation, molecular function: DNA-binding transcription factor activity, RNA polymerase II-specific; RNA polymerase II cis-regulatory region sequence-specific DNA binding.
GGUUUUUGCCUCCGACUGGGGACCGCACCCCCACCCGCCAUCCAUCGCCCCGCCCCGCCCCGCCCCCCACCUUGGGGCAGGUGAGCGGCGGCCAAUGGGCGAGCGCGGGGCAGGUGCCCGCUAACUCUCUCCAAGCACAGCAGCAGCGGAGGCCCAGCCGGGCAGUGCUAGGAGGAUCGCGGGCGGGGGUCGGUCGCGGCGUGACUUGUAAAGGAGAGAGCCGGGAGGACCGCAGAAGCGACUCACAGUAGCACACGCAGCCCGAGCCUGGGCGGUUGCCGAGAGCUGCCCACUGGGCCGCGGGUACCACGCUCCUGGCCGUGCGCAGUGGCUCAACUCGGUGCUAGGACUCUCGCACGCCCCUCGCCGCUCCGCGCCAGGCUCGCCCGCAAGGGCCGAGCGCGGGCGGGCGGGCGGGCGGGGGAGGUGAGGAGUGCGGGCGUGAGUGCAUGUGCUUGGCUCCGUGCACACCCCGCAGGGCGGCAGCUCCAGGGAACCGAGCGCUUCCCAGAGCCCCGCUACCUCGCUCGGCUUCGGCGGCCGCGAUCAUGUUCCAGCCUGCGGCCAAGCGGGGUUUCACCAUAGAAUCCUUGGUGGCCAAGGAUGGUGGUGGCACGGGCGGGAGCCCUGGCAGUGGGGGCGCGGGCUCCCAUCCGCUGGCAGUGGCAGCCUCAGAGGAACCCCUCAGGCCCACGGCACUCAACUACCCUCACCCCAGUGCGGCCGAGGCGGCUUUUGUGAGUGGCUUUCCGGCCGCUGCCGCCGCGGGCGCCGGUCGCUCGCUCUACGGAGGGCCCGAGCUUGUGUUCCCCGAGGCCAUGAACCACCCGGCGCUGACAGUGCACCCGGCGCACCAGCUGGGCGCCUCCUCGCUGCAACCCCCUCACUCUUUCUUCGGCGCCCAGCAUCGGGACCCUCUCCACUUCUACCCCUGGGUGCUUCGGAAUCGCUUCUUCGGCCACCGCUUCCAGGCGAGCGACGUUCCCCAGGACGGGCUGCUUUUGCACGGGCCCUUCGCACGCAAGCCCAAGCGGAUCCGCACGGCCUUCUCACCCUCGCAGCUGCUGCGGCUGGAGCGAGCCUUCGAAAAGAAUCACUACGUGGUGGGCGCCGAGCGGAAGCAGCUGGCUGGCAGCCUCAGCCUCUCCGAGACGCAGGUGAAGGUGUGGUUCCAGAAUCGGAGGACAAAAUACAAACGGCAGAAGCUGGAGGAGGAAGGGCCUGAGUCCGAACAGAAGAAGAAGGGUUCUCACCAUAUCAACCGGUGGCGUAUCGCCACGAAGCAGGCCAACGGGGAGGACAUUGAUGUCACCUCUAAUGACUAGGGGAACAAUCAUGAGCCCACACGGGCAGAGUAUUGCUUGCUGCUGGCCAGGGCCCCAGGGGGCCCAAGCUGGACUCUGGCCAGUCCCUAGCCAGGCUGCAGGGAGGCCUCGAGUCACGGCCCCACAGGGCUUGGAGCCUGGGGCCAUCACUGUCAGAGGGACAAGAAAAUGGGCUGGCUGAGGCCUGGGACUGCUCAGCCUUCUGGUGGAGAGCCUGCUGCUUGGGUGGGCCAGCCGUCACUGCAGCCUCCCAGCUGCUCUCCAUGUCUCUUUCUGUCUUUGUUUUGAGACUUUCUGUUUUAAUUUAUUUUCCAGGUACCUGCUAUAGUUCUUAGUGAUCUUCUCAUGUCCCCUUCCCUAUGGGAACAAUAAAAAUCUCUCUCUUAAUGACACAGCCAUCCAUCUUCAACUGUAGAGCCUGGGCUGGUGAGUCUCAGCUCUCAGCACAGUGGGGGCUGAUCAGCAAGGGUGCUCAGGGCCCAGGAACUUGAAGGGACGCCUCGGCUGGGUCUUUCCAAACGCAUGGAGGGUUAGGACGGCAGAGAUUCCUUGCACAUACAGACUCUAGUGGCUUCUCAAGCUGAGGAGAAUCCAGAGGAAGGAGUCCUGGGGAUGGGUUAAGGAGGUUCCCAAGUCCAGGCCCCACACAGAUGUGUGUCUGUCCUGAACAACCCGAGGCAGCUUUGUUUGUCUGUUUGUUUGUUUGUUUUUGUUUGUUUCUUUUUCAGAUACAAGAUCUUACUCUGUUGCCCAAACUGGCUUCCUAGUCACAUCAAUCCCCUGCCUCAGCCUCCUGAGUGCUGGACUGUAAUAUGAGCCACCACACCUGGUGUCCAUGGGCUUGAUUGUGAGCUUGGCUUGCAGAGGUCAUCAUCAAAGGAAGGCAAGGCAGGUCCAGUGACUCUUGUCCUUCUGCCCUUUAGUUGGUCUAUUUGUCCUUCCCCCUUAACACAUUUUCCUCCAUCCUGGAGAACUUCCAACAGUCUUGUCCCCAACCAACACCAAGGCCUGCCUCUACUUCACCUCCCAUGAACUAGCUCCCCAACCAUCCACUCUAGCACUCUGCUGACAUGAAUGGCAAUCACUAACCACUGUCCCAAGAUCCCCUGGCAGCCACAUCCACCCAUUUCCUGAGUAAUCUGUUUCUUCAUCUGCAGAAGCACCCUCCUUUCCCCCCUAGCCCCUAUGUCUCCAUUUUGGGUCCCUCGUCUCCUCUUCCUCUGGUUCAUCCAUACCUCACGUCUGUCCUACACAACUCAUCAAUUCCUGGCUAGACAGUGGUGUCCAGUCACACUUGGUCAACGCAGCAUCCCUCAGCAGUCCCUGCCACCUGCCUGACCCCAGUCUGCUCUCUGGGAAGAGCAUGGAUGCUAAGUGGCUUCUGUGAAUAUCCAAGAAGAUCCUCCAUGCUGUGACCAGGAGGGCUCUGUUCCCCCGAUCAGGCAGUGUGCCAGGCAGGAAAACUCUAGCUACAAGGCAGGAUAGUGUCACCCUUUUCUCAGUCCUGUGCUGACCUGUAGCCUCUCCUACAUUGCUCCUGGUGUCCCUUAGUGAGCUGCCAUGGCUUUUGCUGGCCUGUGCUGUUCUUCCUAUCUGGGAUGUUGGUGAGUACCCUGUGGACCUCUGAGCCAGGUUCAUUCAUGUUGCCGGGGCUAGGUGCAGAAAUCUGGGCACACAAGGUUCUUUUGCUGAGAACACUCCCACGGUCCUGUGGGUACCUUCUUCUGCUCUACCUGUCUCGAAAGCUGAUGUCCAUUCCAAUUUCCAGAAACCAAAAGACUUUGUUCCUCUUGAUCCCUCCUCCAUCAAAUGAACACAUCCCUCAAAUCUUAAGUCUUCACCUGGCGAAGUCUGAAUUUAAAAACCCACAACAACUCUUCCUGCCAACCAAGUGCAGUAGUUGUGUGUGGGGGGUGUGCAUGAAGAGGCAGGGUGGGAGUGAGGAGAGGUUCCCUUUUCAGCUCUGGUGGUGGUGGGACAGAACGGGCGAGCCCUUCCUCUGAAGAUCCUACCAUGCUUGGCUGGGGGGUGGGGUGGGGGGAUGGGUCCUGGCAGAUCACAGCAGAAUGCCCUGUCAAGAAAAUAAAGGACUAGAAAGACCGGAAACCUGCCAAUCUUCCUAGGCAGGCCUGCUGGGGCGGGGCAGGGAGCCCCCUCCAUCCCCCCAUGUUGUGCCUCUCCCGCAGACGGUAAAUAUUGGUGUUGUGACUUCAUUAAUAAAGGCUUCUGUGAGCCUGAAAAACAUGGAAUCAGGAUGAACUAUUUUCUGA